UAUUCCAACAUCAGUUCCAGUUUCCAUUCUCGAAAACUCCAACCAACUCCUCCAGCCAUGGCAUUCAAGUACGUCCUGUUGUCCUUCUGCGCUCUGAUGGGUGCAACCAGCGCCGGUUUCUUGGCUCCAGCCACCACCUAUGCCGUUCCAGCAGUUCCAGUGGUGACCAAGCUGGCCCAGCCCCACUAUGAUGCCGUGGGCACGACACAGCAGAAUGUGGUCCGCUCCUUCGGCGGCACCGUCUCCACCUACUCCAAGAACGUGGUCACCCCCUACUCGAGCGUCAGCAAGGUGGACUCCCGCAUCACCAACAAUGUCUACACGCCCAAGACCCUCUACUCAGCUCCCGCUCCCGCUCCCGUGAUCACCAAGUCCAUCUAUGCCGCCGCUCCAGCUCCAGUGUACGCUGCCCACGCUCCAGUUGUGGCCAAGACCGUCUACUCUGCUCCUGCUCCAGCUCCAGUCUAUGCCAAGACCGUGUACUCCGCCCCGGCUCCAGUUCUGGCCAAGACCGUCUACUCCGCACCUGCUCCUGUGUACGCUCCCGCUCCCGUCGUGACCAAGGCUGUCUAUGCUGCUCCCGCUCCGGUGUACUCUGCUCCUGCUCCCGUCUACGCUGCCGCAGCGCCCACAGCCUUUGUCAAGUACUCGCCCGCCGCUGUGGUCUCCCACGCCAGCUUCGAUGGCUUCGGCUCCCACUGGGGAUACUAAGCGGAACGCGGCAGAGUCCUGCCGCCCGUUGACACUUUGUUGAUUUGUUCGUACGAAAUAAAAAGCUGCCAGUAGC
Molecule: messenger RNA, 787 nt
Organism: Drosophila obscura
Lineage: Eukaryota; Metazoa; Arthropoda; Insecta; Diptera; Drosophilidae
Product: cuticle protein 76
Exons: 1
Coding region: 58-711 (217 amino acids)
Source: RefSeq, a predicted model, not a curated record